CAAAUUAAUAGUUUAAUUCAGGUAUUUUUUUGUCAGUUCCUGCUUCAUUUCAAUGAAAUUAUAUCCAUAUAAUCUAUAAACUAGUUAUGGUUUAGCUAUAUAAUUUGUUUUAGUAGGAAAUUUUUACAACAUAAGAAUACGUGUUAUAGGACAAUUCAUACUCGAUUAAAUUAACAUUCUUAAACCUAAAUUUCUGUAAAAUGAUGGAGCCUGUUAACAUUUACAGAAAAUAAAGAAUAGGUAUAAACAAGGGUUAAAUUCGAUUGGUAGUUUAUUUCUUAACAACAAAAUAACUUAAAACAUUGAAAAUUUAGAAAUACGUUAUUUUGAUAGUACUUAGUUUAAAUAAUAAGUAUAUUUGUUUCUCUAAAUUUUUCAAAUAUGUUAGAGAAAACUCUUAUUAACUGUCACAUUUUAUUUAACGUUAAACUGCAUUAAUUAAUAUAUUAUGUUCACUUGAAAAUACGUUUAGUUUGUGUUUUAGUGUUUAAUCUCUUAUAAAUAUGAGACAAAAUUUCAUUCUAAAAUACCAGAUACAAACAUUUUAAUAUAUUAUAUUAAUAACGUUUGCCACUUAUUUUGAAAGUAUUGGCAAAAUGGCUCACACUUCCUCCCGAACUACUAUCAUAUUCAUUGUUGUUGCUUUGGUUUGUGCAUUCGUUCCUGCAUUCUCUGUAGAAGAAGCUGAAGCAAAAUCACUAUGGGAUACAUGUCUUCUUAAAAUCAGUCCAAAAUGUGCGUUGGAUAUAAUUGGUGUUGUCUUUGAAAAUUUAACCAUCACUGAUGCAUGCUGUCAUGAUCUUGUUCAAGAAGGAAAAAUGUGUCACGAUACUCUUAUCAAAUAUAUUGCUGAGAAGCCACACUUAGUUGCCCACGAAACAGAUUAUUUGACGAAAAGUGAUGCUUUGUGGACUCAUUGUGUCUCAAUUUCGCAAACUGCUUAAUAAUAUGUUAUGCAUGUAUUGUUCUGAUUAACAAAAAUUGUAUUCAACUAUCGUUAAAUUUUCUUUGAUCAAAAAUCGUGGAUCAAACAACAUGCAAUAUAAAACGAACAUCAAGUGAAUCUCAUUCUAAAUGAAUCAAUACAAAUAUUAACUCAGCUGAAAAACAAUGCGCUAUCCAUACAAGAUUGUUAAACUAAUAACAAAACAUAUAUGAAUAAUUUCAAAAAAUAUUGCUUAAUUAGUUUGAUUUAACGUAUCUUUAAUUUUAAAAUUUAAUUUUCAUCUAAGAUGUCAAUCAUUAUUUUUACAUACUGAAAAAUAUCUUGAUAAUUUAAAACAAGAAUCUAAAAAAACAUCUAAUGUUUCCCAUUUGAAACCUUAGAGUUUAAUAGUACAUGCUAAAAUAAUGACUUGGGAAAAACAAUAUUUUGGAUGCUCAUGUUGUCUACGAUUUUGUAAAUACGAUCAUUUAUAAAGAAAAUAAUGAGACUGGAUGUAAUCACGCAAAAUAACAAUAUCCUAUGACUUGUAAGUAGAUAAUAACUUAUGCCAAUGAUAUUAGGAUUGAGGGUAUGGAUUUGAGUUUUAGAUCGAUCACAAAAGUUUUGGAAACAAAAUUGUGCACAUUUUUUAUUUCAUUUUUUACAAUUUUUAGAUUUGGCUUCAAAAUUUUUAACAGAUUACAACCUUUUAAUUUUGGCAAAUUAAUAGUUUAAUUCAGGUAUUUUUUUUGUCAGUUCCUGUUUCAUUUCUAUGAAAUUAUAUCUAUAUAAUCUAUAAACUAGUUAUGGUUUAGCUAUAGAAUUUUUUUUAGUAGGAAAUUCUUACAACAUAAGGAUACGUGUUAUAGGACAAUUCAUACUCGGUUAAAUUCACAUUCUUAGACCAAAAUUUCUGUAAAAUGAUGGAGCCUGUUAACAUUUACAGAAAAUAAAGAAUAGGUAUAAACAAGGGUUAAAUUCGAUUGGUAGUUUAUUUCUUAACAACAAAAUAACUUAAAACAUAUAUAAUUUAGAAAUAUUUUAUUUUGAUAGUAUUUAGUUUAAAUAAUAAGUAUAUUUUUUCACAAAAUUUUCUCAAUAUGUUAAAGAAAACUCUUAUUAACGGUCAUAUUUUAUUUAACGUUAAACUGCAUUAAUUAAUUUCUUAUGUUCACUUGAAAAUACGUUUAGUCUGUAUUUGAGUGUUUAAUCUCUUAUAAAUAUGAGACAAAAUUUCAUUCCAAAAUACCAUAUACAAUCAUUUUAAUAUAUUAUAUUAAUAACAUUUGCCACUUAUUUUGAAAGCAUAGGCAAAAUGGCUCACACUUCCUCCCGAACUACUAUCGUAUUCAUUGUUGUUGCUUUGGUUUGUGCUUUCCUUCCUGCAUUCUCUGUUGAAGAAGCUGAAGCAAAAUCACUAUGGGAUACAUGUCUUCUUAAAAUCAGUCCAAAAUGUGCGUUGGAUAUAAUUGGUGUUGUCUUUGAAAAUUUAACCAUCACUGAUGCAUGCUGUCAUGAUCUUGUUCAAGAAGGAAAAAUGUGUCACGAUACUCUUAUCAAAUAUAUUGCAGAGAAGCCACACUUAGUUGCCCACGAAACAGAGUAUUUGACGAAACGUGAUGCUUUGUGGACUCAUUGUGUCUCAAUUUCGCAAACUGCUUAAUAAUAUGUUAUGCAUGUAUUGUUCUGAUUAACCAAAAUUGUAUUCAACUAUUGUUAAAUUUUCUUUGAUCAAAAAUCGUGGAUCAAACAACAUGCAAUAUAAACGACCAUCAAGUGAAUCUCAUUCUAAAUGAAUCAAUACAAAUAUUAACUCAUCUGAAAAACAAUGCGCUAUCCAUACAGGAUUGUUAAACUAAUAACAAAACAUAUAUGAAUAAUUUCAAAAAAAAUUGCUUAAUUAGGUUGAUUUAACGUAUCUUUAAUUUAAAAUUUAAUUUUCAUCUAAGAUGUCAAUCAUUAUUUUUACAUACUGAAAAAUAUCUUGAUAAUUUAAAACAAGAAGCUAAAAAAAUAUCUAAUGUUGCCCCUUUGAAACCUUAGAGUUUAAUAGUACAUGCUAAAUUAAUUACUUGGGAAAAACAA
This is a messenger RNA of Brassica napus (rape), 3010 nucleotides long. RefSeq lists its product as uncharacterized. Bases 2241 to 2588 code for a protein of 115 amino acids. The transcript has a single exon. NCBI's taxonomy places the organism in Eukaryota, Viridiplantae, Streptophyta, Magnoliopsida, Brassicales, Brassicaceae. The record is from RefSeq and is a predicted model, not a curated record.